Messenger RNA from Parnassius mnemosyne (clouded apollo), 2841 nucleotides. The record is from the annotation of a GenBank genome assembly. Lineage: Eukaryota; Metazoa; Arthropoda; Insecta; Lepidoptera; Papilionidae.
AUGUUCAAUAACAGGCACUGGGUAUUCCAACAAGAUUCGGCGCCAGCUCAUAGAGCGAAGAGCACACAAGACUGGCUGGCGGCGCGUGAAAUCGACUUCAUCCGGCACGAAGACUGGCCCUCCUCCAGUACAGAUUUGAAUCCGUUAGAUUACAAGAUAUGGCAACACUUGGAGGAAAAGGCGUGCUCAAAGCCUCAUCCCAAUUUGGAGUCACUCAAGACAUCCUUGAUUAAGGCAGCCGCCGAUAUUGACAUGGACCUCGUUCAGCACUUGUGUACGAUGUUUGCCACUGUGAUCUGGCGGGUGUACGCCGUGCUGGUGGCGGCCAGCGCCGCGCUCUCCGAGAUCACUGUCGUGCAGAUGCGGUUAGAUUACAACGUGGAGUAUGAGUUGCAGCUAAACGAUACGGUCGAGUACAUCCUGGACUUCACGCCACCUGAAACGACCGAGUCGGAGGAAGGUGUCUCGUGGCCUACUGUACUAUGCGUCAACAGUUCCGGCGGCGACUUGGCGCAGCCAGUACUGCUUACUUCGCGUCUCCGAGCCGGUGCGAUCACAUGGCAGCUGCCGUACGAGUCGGACUCUACCACCCACUUCGAACUGGAGCGCACGCUUUGCCCAGAUGACACAGCGGAACUGGAUCCCAACCCCAACUGUGGUGCAAGGUCUGGUGGGACAGUGGGGCGCGGUGCGUUCUCGCUGCACGUGUCCUCAUCUUGCGGAGCGCUGCUGCUACAUUUGGUGGCGCGCCGGCCACAACACUGGCGCCUGCCUUUCCUCUCACCAGUCCACCUCGCCGCCACCCAGACAGCGCCACGCGUGUUUCACUACCAGUUCGAGGAAGGACAGCAAAGCGUGCGGCUCGUGGUACAGUCCGAUGACGACAUAUGCGUCUCCAUUUCAAUACAGAAUUACUCGUGCCCGAUCGCACAGACGCUGGAAGAGAUAAGCAAUACGGGACUUCGGAUGACGGUGCUGCGAUCUGGUGCCGUACAGUUGUCGCGGUGGCGCUACCCGCGCGGGUUCCUGGUGGUAGCGGUGGUGCUGGCGAGGCAGGAGGCAUGUGGUGAGGUGGGGACUGACGACUCCGCCUGGUUAUGGGCCGCCGCAGUACUGGGUGACCAGCCAGCACAUCAUGACUCACCGCCGCGUACCAAGCUACUCACCUUCACCGUAGAGGCGUCGCUGAGCCGCACGCAGUACGCGGUAGCGAUCGGCAGUACGAUGGCGCUGUUCCUGGCGUUCUACGUGGCGUUUGGCGCGCUCGUGCUGGCGCAACGCUGGCCGCCCUUCCAUGAUCUGGUGCGCCCCACUGCCGUGCUCGCGGACACCUCGGUAAUAGAAGAAGCUCUACCAACACAAACUAACGGAGCUCCAGCUACAAGCACACCGGCUCGUCGCCGGCGAGGCUCAAACGACACUUUCGACAGCAGCGACGGCAGCUCGUCCGAGGAGGAGGAGGAAUCUGCCUCCGCCUCCCCUAUCUUCCCCGCCACCCCCACCUCCCCCACUGCCCAAGUCGCUCUCACGACCCCCGUUGACCCAGUCUCCCCCGUUUCCCCCGUCUCCCUCGUCUCGCCCGCAGCGUCACCGCACGCCAAUGGAGGCACUAAUACCACCGAUGAACAGCGCGCGGGCCCGUUCGGGCUGCCGGCGCGGCUGCGGCUGGCGGCGCUGGCGCGGCGCCGCGAGCGCACCCUGCGCGCGCGCUCCGACCGCUACCUGUACACGCUCGUCACCGUCGCCGUCUUCUACGCGCUGCCCGUCGUGCAGUUCGUCGCCGUCAUACACCUCAUGAUGAACGUGUCGGGGUCGCUGGACACGUGCUACUACAACUUCCUGUGCGCGCACCCGGCGGGGCUGCUGCACGACUUCAACCACGUGUUCUCGAACGCGGGCUACCUGCUGCUGGGCGCGCUGUUCCUGCUGCAGGUGCAGCGCCGCCGCGCGCGCCGCCGCCGCCGCCCCCGCCACCAGGACUACGGCAUCCCGGCACACUACGGGCUGCUGUCAGCUCUGGGAGCCGCCAUGAUGGUGGUCGCGCUGAUGUCCGCCAGCUACCACGUCUGCCCGAAUCGACUUAACUUCCAGUUCGACACGGCGUUCAUGUACGUGCUGGCGGUGCUGAGCAUGGUGAAGGUGUACCAGUCGCGCCACCCCGACGUCAACGCGCGCGCACACUCCACCUUCGCCGCGCUCGCUGUGCUCAUCGCCAUCGUGGUGUGGGGCGUGCUGGGCGGCGGCGGGCCGCUGCUGUGGGGCGUGUGGAGCGCGCUGCAUGUGGCCACCUUCCUGCUGCUCUCGUUGCGCAUCUACUACGUGGGACAGUUCCGACUUGAGAAGGAGAGCGUGGCGGAGGCUGCGCGCGAGCUGCGGCGUAGUGCGCGUCCGCUGUACAGCGCGCGCCUUGCGCUGCUGCUGCUCGCCAACGCGCUCAACUGGAUGCUCGCCGCCUACGGGCUGGUGAGGCAGACGAGCGACUUCGCGGGACACAUGCUGCAGGUGCUACUGGGCAACACGCUGCUGUACAUGGUGGCGUACCUAGUGCUGAAGCUGGUGCAGGGCGAGCGGCUGCGCUGGUACGCGUGGUGCUGGCUGGCGGGUGCGGCGGCCGCCUGGCUCCCCGCAAUCUACUUGUUCCUCGCCGGGUCGGCCGACUGGGCCGCUUCGCCUGCGCGCUCGCGCCUCCACAACCAUCGCUGCAAGGUAAUGCAGUUCUACGACUCGCACGACCUGUGGCACAUGCUGUCGGCCGUGGCGCUGUACUUCUCUUUCAAUGCCAUGCUCACGUGGGACGACGGACUCUCCGCCGUCAAGAAAUCUGACAUCCCGGUAUUUUGA